Molecule: messenger RNA, 1053 nt
Organism: Exophiala oligosperma
Lineage: Eukaryota; Fungi; Ascomycota; Eurotiomycetes; Chaetothyriales; Herpotrichiellaceae
Exons: 1
Coding region: 1-1053 (350 amino acids)
Molecular function (GO): glycosyltransferase activity
Source: RefSeq, a predicted model, not a curated record
AUGGCGCUUGCGGAUAGAACCACGGAUAACUUCUGCUGGGUGACACUGGUGACCAAAGCAUCAUAUCUACCGGGGGCCAUUAUUCUCGCCUAUACUCUCGAUCAACACAAGUCGAAAUACCCAUUCAUAAUCCAAUACACCUCAUCACUUGGUGACGAAGCUGUGGCUGCACUGGAGGAAGAAAGUCGUAACUAUGGCCGCAUAAAAUUACACAAAGUAGACCUUCUCUUACCACGAAAAGAUCAGGAGAAUACUGGAAGUGUGGCUGAACGGUUCAAGGAUACAUUCACAAAGCUGAGAGCAUUUGAAGUCUACAACCAAGGCUAUACUCGAGCGGUGUUCCUUGAUGCAGACAUGACCAUAUUCCGAAACCCAGACGACCUGUUUCGGUGCGAACUACCUGGUCGAGAUUGGCUAGGUGCUAAUCAUGCUUGUGUCUGCAACUUGGAUCACGACUCUUGGGCCCCUUUAGAAUGGCAGAAAGGCAACUGUGCAUAUACACCUCUGAUCAAUGCUGACGAUGUUGCUGCACCAAUCACCCCUGACAGUCGUCCAACAUAUCACCUGCUCAAUGGCGGCAUGCUGUUGUUCAAUCCAAGCCAGGAACUUUGGUCCAGGAUGCUUGAUCAUUUCAAUACAUCAGAAAAACUCAAAACAUACCAGUUCCCUGAUCAAGACUUCCUGGCAGACUUCUAUCGAGACAAGUGGCAUCCUCUUUCGUGGAAAUACAAUGCCCUGAAAACCAUGAGGUAUUGGCACCCUAAGAUGUGGUCGGAUGAGAAAUUAGUAGUCUUGCAUUACAUUGUGGACAAACCCUGGGAACGACAGGUUAGCGAUGAAGGAGUUGCUGGACAUCUAGGCCGAGAUGGAGAAACACAUACCUGGUGGUGGGACAUCUACUACGACUGGAGGAGACAGAGAGAAGACAACAACAAGAGUCAUGUUGUUCUUACGAUCAUGGACAAACUGAUUGACACUGAAAAGCCUUUCACAGAAGUGAUCCCUCUUCCACAGGAUGUUGGCAAGCCGGAGGAUGUUCUUCCCUGUCCUUGA